AUGAGUGGACCUUCAUCAACAACAACAUCAAAUAUGAAGAAAGAGACUAAACUGCAACUAGACUAUGAUUCAAAUACAAACAAGUCAAAAUCAGCAGAGAUUCUAAGCCGGCAUCCUCAAUCCCAAGAAAUUUCUGAAACAACAAAACAUCAACAAGAUCAGAAGAGUAAAACCAUAGGACAUAAAGUUGAAUUCAAUGAUCAAGCAAGCGCAACUGAUAAAAUAGCCUCGAAAGAUGAAACACUUCCAAAGGAUAACGACAACCAAGAAAUUAAAAGUGAUAACAAAAGCAACAUCGAAGACAGUGUACCAUCAUCAAGUCAAGAAAGAUCACCUUCAGCCAAUUCGGACUUACCUAUACCCUCAAAUCAACUUAGUGGGAGAAAAGCGGCAAGAUCUUUAAGAAUUUUCCGAGGUAUUGAUGAAUCUGAAUUUGUUGAUGAAGAAGAACAAAAUGAACAAAAUAAACUACCUAUAACAAGUCCAAUUAAAGAAAAAAUUGUUCCAGAUGGUGGUAUUGAUUUGGAACCAGUGUCAUCAGCAACUUAUAUUCCACAUACUCCAGCAACACUUGAACAUUACAAUAAACAUCAUUUAAAACCAGAUCAGGAUCGUUUAGAUACGACUACAAUAACUAAAGAAUUAGAAGAACCAUUGACGCCAACAUUGUUACCUAAACCUCAACAUCUAACAGCAAAUUUGGAGUUUGAUCAUGGAAUUAAUGGCGAUAUUACAAAAAUUUCAUCUGUUUAUAAUAAUAAUGUCAAUGACAAUGAACAUGUUGUAUUUGAUGAAAAUCAAAUUCGGGACGAUAACAAGGCUGAAAAAAUCAAAAAGUACUCAAGAUCAUCCACUCCUGUUUUGGAUAUUCUUGUUCCUAAAUUACAAGAAUUUGAGAAAAAAGAAGUAUCUGAACAAGUUAUUGGUGAAGUAUCAAAAGAAAAAGUCUCUAACGACACUAAUGAUAUUAAUGAAACGGUACAAGAAUUUGAAGAAGAUGAAGGUUCUGAAUUUCCUUUAGCAGUUGAAUUAAGACCUUUUAAAAAUAAAGUUGGUGGUCAUACAGCAAUAUUUUCAUUUUCAAAACAAGCUGUUUGUAAAGCAUUAGUUAAUAGAGAAAAUAUUUUUUAUGAAACUAUAGAAAUUCAUCAUCCUGAACUUUUAAAAUUUAUGCCUCGAUAUAUUGGUGUUUUAAAUGUAAGAUAUUCAAGUUUAAUAAAUGAAGUUGAAACAAAACAAGAAAACGAACCAAUUGCAAGCACAUUUGAGCAUGAUGAGGAGUCUGCAUUGAUAGAACAAACAAAACCUCACAAUCAUAGAAGACAAUCGGAAAAUAUGCCACCAGAAGUUGUUUUAGAUGACAAUAAACAUAUUAUACCAGAUACUUUAUGGAAACAUUAUUCAAGUUCGUUACCAUCACCAAAAUAUUCAAAUUUAGAAAGUCAUAGUCCUGUUCCUAGUUUAACUAAUUCUCCAAUGCAAAGACCAAAUCCUGGAUCAACAUUAGUUAAUACAGAAUUACAAGUACAAGUUUUACAAGAAGUUUUUCAACCAAUGAAAUUACAUGAUGAAUUUUUUGAAAUGGAUGAAGAUAGAGAAUUUACAACACCACCAUUAAAUGAUAAUAAAGAAUCAACUCCAGAUAAUGAAUUUGAUAAAAAUGAAGAAGCCGUCAUACCAUCUUCACCUGAUGUCUUAUUACGUAAACAUACAAGAUUUGAAAGAUUUAUUUUAUUAGAAGAUUUAACAUGUAAUAUGAAAAGACCAUGUGUAUUAGAUUUAAAAAUGGGUACAAGACAAUAUGGUAUAGAAGCAAAUUUAAAAAAACAAAAAUCUCAAAGACGUAAAUGUUUUAUGACAACAUCAAGAAAAUUAGGUGUAAGAGUAUGUGGAUUACAAAUUUUUAAACAAAAUAAACAAAGAAUUAUAAAAGAUAAAUAUUUUGGUAGAAGAAUUAAAAUUGGAAUACAAUUUUGUAAAAUUUUAGCAAAAUUUUUAUAUGAUGGAGAAUCAAUUUUUUCAAUAUUAAAUAAAAUUCCAAAAUUAAUUUUAAUGUUAAAUUCAUUAUUUAAAAUUUUUAAUAAUUUACCUGGUUAUAGAAUGUAUGGAUCACUGAUUUUAUUAAUGUUUGAAAGUGGAUCAGUAUAUAAUCAAGUUAAAGUUAAAAUUAUCGAUUUUGCUCAAUCUGUUGUAUCAGAAGAAGAAAAAGAAAAAUCAAAUAUUCCACCAUAUCAUCCAAAUUUAGUUGAUAAAGGUUAUUUAAAAGGUUUAAAUUCUUUAAUUGAAUAUUUUAUUUUAAUUUUUCAAAUUUUAAGUAAAUCAAAAUUGACAGAUCCAAAUGAAAUGAUUAAAUGGAAUGAGACAAAUGAAUAUAAAUUAAUUAAUAAAAAUUGUCCUUGGUUAGAUGAUUAUGCAGAAUUGGAAAAUGAAAUUGAUGGAGGAAUUAAUUUAAUUGAUGAAAAUGAUCCUUUUAAUAUUGAUUAUCCAAUUAAUGAUACGAAUGAUGAUGAUUUAUCAGAAUGA
Lodderomyces pseudojiufengensis is the source of this 2523-nucleotide messenger RNA. RefSeq names its product inositol polyphosphate kinase (gene KCS1). Gene Ontology annotation, cellular component: nucleus; cytoplasm. Gene Ontology annotation, biological process: inositol phosphate biosynthetic process; phosphatidylinositol phosphate biosynthetic process. The record is from RefSeq and is a predicted model, not a curated record. Gene Ontology annotation, molecular function: inositol hexakisphosphate kinase activity. NCBI's taxonomy places the organism in Eukaryota, Fungi, Ascomycota, Pichiomycetes, Serinales, Debaryomycetaceae. Bases 1 to 2523 code for a protein of 840 amino acids. The transcript has a single exon.